This is a messenger RNA of Acaromyces ingoldii, 1012 nucleotides long. RefSeq lists its product as hypothetical. Gene Ontology annotation, biological process: negative regulation of DNA-templated transcription. Gene Ontology annotation, cellular component: nucleus. Bases 1 to 966 code for a protein of 321 amino acids. NCBI's taxonomy places the organism in Eukaryota, Fungi, Basidiomycota, Exobasidiomycetes, Exobasidiales, Cryptobasidiaceae. The transcript is spliced from 3 exons. The record is from RefSeq and is a predicted model, not a curated record. Gene Ontology annotation, molecular function: transcription factor binding; transcription corepressor activity.
AUGCAGGCAAAGGUCCGGCUGCCCUCGCCAGGCGAAGAGGCCACGCCGUUCCUGCUUCGGUGCUACGUCCAGCGGGCGCCCUUCCGGCCCAUCGCCGACUUUGACCCGAUCCGGCGCACGACGGACGAAUACAAGGUCUAUGUCUGGAGAUCGGCGACCCUGCGCGACAUUGCCAUACUGCUGCACCAUCAUGACCCGCGUCUGUCGGGUCCCACGUCGCUGCAUGCCUUUCGUAUUGUCUCCUUUGAUCCCAGACGGCACGGUUGGGUCGCGCGUGAGGCGGGUGCUGACGUUGCGCGCGUAGGACGCGAGACUGUCGAGGGCCUUCUGCUUGAUCACGAUGGUGCCGACGAUGCCGGGCACGAAAACGGGCAGCAGAAAGAGCGCAGCUGUUACGCAGACGUGCUUGCUUCAGCCCUUGGCGAGGUCGACGAAGCGGCCUGUCGCAGGACGCUCGACGAGAUUGGGCUUGUCGAUGGCGAGGUGCUCGACUGUGUCGUCCGAGAGCCAAGGGCGGGCAAAGCAGGGAUGGGCAUCGCGGGAUCUGCCUCACGGGGGAGAGGCUCUGGCGCGGCGCGAAGGCCGCCGGAUCGCUAUGCUCCCCCGCCCAGUUCAUUGAUCUCGCCGGAUGCUCAUCCAUGGGGGCCAGGGGGAAACGACCGCGCAGAGUCCUUGCGCGAGAGAGAUAGGAGGCCCAGAGGACGACCGCCGCUGCCGCCGCCGCCGAGAAGUCCACCGCGCGCUGGGGACGGAUUCGACAGGACAAUGCACAUGGAUAGGGAUGGAUAUGAUCGGGCAGCUUUGAAGGAAAGAGACAGGCACGGCAGGGCGCCGCCAGUAGACAGGGACGGGCACGGACCUGCGCAGUGGGGGAGGCGCCGCCAAGACUCGAGCUCGGACAGAGCACACAGGAUGCGCGAGGACGAAGAGCCGAGGCGAAGGAGGUCAAGGAGCCCGAGGAGAUGAGAUAGCUUCCCUUGUAUGUUUGUGUCAAUUGUAUUAUGGUCAUUCC